AUGUUGUCGUUCCGUCGUCGCACGCGGGUGUUCGGCGCCGACCACUACCCGCCCGACCUAUCACGUGGCGUCGUCCCGGAGGAGAAUUCGUUCACGCGAAUCGGCGGCUUGUCGUGGGAGCACUGGUCGGCGCGGCUCGCCCUGCCGUUAGUGGCCGGCAUGCGCGUGGGGGCGCCGGCGCUGCCGCCCUCGCCCGGCGACUCGAGCUUCACGUGCCCCGACUGCGGACGCGUCUAUAAGCUCAAGUCGUCCCUGCGUAACCAUCAGAAGUGGGAGUGCGGCAAGGAGCCUCAGUUCCAGUGCCCCUACUGCGUGUAUCGGGCGAAACAGAAGAUGCACAUCGCCCGCCACAUGGAGCGCAUGCACCGCGAAGUCACCAUGAAGCCGGAGCAGUACAUCAAGCAGGACAACGUGGACGCCUGCACUUAA
Leptosia nina is the source of this 429-nucleotide messenger RNA. The record is from the annotation of a GenBank genome assembly. Lineage: Eukaryota; Metazoa; Arthropoda; Insecta; Lepidoptera; Pieridae.